This is a messenger RNA of Penicillium cinerascens, 4645 nucleotides long. It is a transcript of the gene ssdA, whose product is annotated as mRNA-binding translational repressor SSD1. Gene Ontology annotation, molecular function: 3'-5'-RNA exonuclease activity; RNA binding. The record is from RefSeq and is a predicted model, not a curated record. Gene Ontology annotation, biological process: mRNA catabolic process. Gene Ontology annotation, cellular component: P-body; exosome (RNase complex). The coding region runs from base 64 to 4152 and encodes 1362 amino acids. NCBI's taxonomy places the organism in Eukaryota, Fungi, Ascomycota, Eurotiomycetes, Eurotiales, Aspergillaceae. The transcript is spliced from 5 exons.
GGAUCCUCUCCGCCUCUCCACAUAUUACACUCUACAGAUAGCCGUCGUCCUUCAUCUAGGACUAUGGAUCAACAAGGCCAGUCCGGGCCACCAGGCCCCGGAGGGCGCAAACUCCAUAUCGCUCAUCGGAGAAGUCCCUCUGAGCUGACCCCUUUGAUGAUGGAACAACUGGCCAUUCAGCAACAGAUUGAGCUACUCCAGCAGCAGCAGCAACAGAUUGCUGCCACACAUCAACAGUACGUUAACAUGGGCCUGCUCCAGCCUCAGCAGCUGGGUCAGGUCAACGCCUUUUCUCCCGGCGGAAACAUGGGUGGUGUUUCUCCUCAGGUCAACAACGCCUUCCAGUUCCCCCAGCAGCAACCACAGCAGCUCGGGGCUUCAAUGCACGCGCCACCAAACCACUCGCACCGCCGCAAUCAGUCCGCUCUGCCUGGUCUCCCGAUGGGCCCGCCUCCUGCUCCAUCCUCGGGGGCCUCCGGUUACGCCGAUCAAAACCAGCAAGGCCCCAACCACCGAAACGAGAAUAACAACCAGGGCCGUGGUCGUGGAGGCCCACCCGGCGGUGGUCACCAGCGCCGCCACUCUCUGGCUCUCCCAGAAGCCAAGAAGGCCGCCGAGCUUGCCCAGCAGAAGAGAACCGCCUCGGGCUUCCAGUUCCCAGCUCCUGCCCCUGGUGCCAGUGGGUCGGAGGGCCAGUCGGACGACAAGCCCGCUUCUAGCACUUCUCCUGCACCGCAGGGCCUCGGUAUGCAGCGCGCUGGGAACAUGCGGGCUGGCGGUCACGGUCGAAGCCAAUCCAUGGCUAUUGGCGGCAACCGCGGCUCCAUCUCUGGCCGCGGUGCCGGCGGAUUCCAGUUCCCCGCUCCCAGUGAUGCUGGAUCAUCCGACAACCAACGCCGGCCCAGCCAGCCCGGCCACGCUCGCACCGGAUCCCGAAACUUUGACGGCAAUUGGCGCCAGCCCAAUAACCAGAACCAGGGACAAGACCAACAGAAGAACUUCGGCCAGCAGCAGCAACAGCAGCAGCAGGGUGGUUUCCAGCCUGGUCACCGCUCCCGGCCGUCCAUGAACCAGUCUAUGGGCUCCAUCGGCCAGUUCCAGUACCCUGGUCAACUGAUCCAGCUGCCCCAGGGCCAGGUCAUGAUGGCACCUCCUCAAAUGUUCGGUGGUCAGCAGCUGAACCCUCUCCAGCUCGCACAGCUCCAGGCCCUGCAGCAACAGAAUGGUCAGGCCAUGGGCGGUCUUCAGGUCAGCCAGCACGCUCCGCCGCAGCUGUCUGUUCAGCAGCAGCAGCAGCAGCAGCAGCGGAAGACCCUCUUCACUCCCUACCUGCCCCAGGCCAAUCUUCCCGCACUCAUUAGCAACGGCCAAUUGGUUGCCGGUGUCCUGCGUGUGAAUAAGAAGAACCGCUCCGACGCGUAUGUGACCACCCCUGAUCUGGAUGCCGACAUUUUCAUAUGUGGUAGCAAGGACCGUAACCGCGCCCUUGAGGGUGACUACGUUGCGGUCGAGCUCCUCGAUGUGGAUGAAGUCUGGUCGCAAAAGAAGGAAAAGGAGGAGAAGAAGAAGCGCAAGGAUAUCACCGAUGCGCGGUCAGGCAGCAAUGCCGGAAAUGACAAGCUGGGUCGCUCCGACUCCAAUGGCGAUAGGCAAGAAAUUGGCCCGGAUGGAAGCAUCCGUCGCCGUGGCAGUCUUCGCCAGCGUCCUACGCAGAAGAAGAAUGACGAUGUCGAGGUCGAGGGACAGUCCCUUCUGCUCGUUGAGGAGGAUGAGAUCAGUGACGAGCAGAAGCCCUUGUAUGCUGGACAUGUUGUUGCGGUCGUUGAACGCAUUGCGGGUCAGAUGUUCUCCGGUACUCUUGGUCUCCUUCGCCCCAGCAGCCAGGCAACCAAGGAAAAGCAAGAGGCUGAGCGGCAAGCCAGAGAUGGUGCCCACGGCCGUAACCAAGACCGUCACCAGGAGAAGCCCAAGAUCGUCUGGUUCAAGCCUACCGACAAGCGUGUGCCUUUGAUUGCCAUUCCGACUGAGCAGGCUCCGCGAGACUUUGUGGAGAAGCACCAGGACUACGCCAACCGCAUCUUCGUCGCCUCUAUUAAGCGUUGGCCCAUCACCUCUCUGCACCCCUUCGGUACGCUUGUUGAGCAGCUUGGAGAGAUGGGUGACCUUCGCGUCGAGACGGAUGCUCUCCUCCGUGACAACAACUUUGGAUCUGACGAGUUUUCUGAUGCCGUUCUGAAGAGCAUCGGCUGGGAGGAUUGGUCAGUUGCUAAUGAUGCCGAGGCCCUAGCUACUCGCCGUGACUUCCGUGAAGAGACCGCCUUCACCAUUGACCCGCAAGACACCAAGGCACUUGAGGAUGCUUUCCACGUCAAGAAGCUGGGCGACGGAAAGGUCGAGAUUGGUGUCCACGUCGCUGACAUUGCGCACUUCGUCAAGGGCAACUCUCUUGUGGAUCGCGAGGCCAAGAAGCGCGGCACUGCUGUCUACCUGGUUGACCGCAUAAUGAACAUGCUUCCCCCUCGUGUCUCCAAUGAGCUCUGCUCUCUUCUUCCCGGUGAAGACCGCCUAACUGUCAGCGUUGUCUUCAAGGCCAGCCUUGAGACUGGCGCGGUCGAUGACGAUGUCUGGAUUGGCAAGGGUGUCAUCAAGAGCGCAGGCCAUCUCACCUACGAGGAGGUGAACUCAGUUAUCACUGGCAAGUCGAGCGCGACCGGUGCCGGCAUCACUAACGACAGCAUUCAGUUGCUGAGCACCGCUGCAAACAAGUUCCGGGAUGCUCGUUUCGGCAACCGUGCUGCUAAAGUCCCUAGCCUGCGUCUGCUCCAGCAGCUUGAUGAUGAGAAUGUGCCCGUUGAGUACAACAUCUUCGAUUCUACCCCGGCCCAUGAACUCGUCGAAGAACUGAGCCGCCAGGCCAACUUCUUCGUGGCUCGCAAGCUGGCUAGUGCAAUGCCUGAGAAGGCAUUCCUUCGCCGCCAGGAUCCCCCUAGCUCGCGCCGUCUCACGCUGUUUGUGGAGAGAAUGAACCGUCUUGGUUUCGGUCUCGAUGCAUCCAGCAGUGGAACCUUGCAGAGCAGCCUGUGCAAGGUGGAAGAUGUCGAUCUUCGCAAGGGUAUGGAAGUUCUCCUCGCGAAGGCCAUGCAGCGGGCCAAGUACUUCGUUGGAUCUGGCUCCGCCGACGAGCAGCGCCAGCACUACACCUUGAAUGUGCCCGUGUACACUCACUUCACCAACCCGUCUCGCCGCUACGCCGAUGUUCUCGUGCACCGUCAGCUUGAGGCAGUUCUCUCGGAGGGUGCUAUCGAGUUCACCGACGACAUGGAGUCCUUGAACAAGACUGCCGACCUUUGCAACAACAAAAAGGACUCGGCUCUCAACGCACAGGAACAAAGUGUCCACAUCGAGGCCUGUCGCAAAAUGGAUCGCAAGGUCCACGAGAUUGGCGGCGAUCUCAUCAGCGAGGGUAUUGUCCUUUGCGUAUACGAAUCCGCCUUCGACGUUCUUAUUCCCGAGUAUGGCUUCGAGAAGCGUGUGCACUGCGACCAGCUGCCUCUAAAGAAGGCCGAGUACCGCAAGGACUCUCGCGUGCUUGAACUCUACUGGGAGAAGGGCGUUCCCUCAUCUGCAUUUGUCCCCGAGGAUGAGCGCCCCAAACCCGGCAACUCUCGUGCUGCUCAGGCUGCUGCUGCUGCUCGAGAGGCUGAAGCUGCAAAGCAGCGUGCUCGUGAACAUGAUGAGGCUAUGCGGAAGCAGACUGAGACUGGAACAAUGUCUGCUGACGAUGUUGAUGCCCUCUUCGAUGAUGACGAGGAAGUAGACGAGGUGACCGAGGCGGCCGCCGGCGUUUCUUUGAACUCGGCUGACCGGUCGACCCAGAGCAUGCCGCCGUCUCCCACCCGCAACGGCCACCUCCAACAGGGUCCUCACCGUACUCGAUCCGACCCCAAGAUCGCCUCGAGCACCAGCGAUGCGCCCGAGAACAAGUUGACCAACAAGGAGAAGUACUUGAAGCUCUUCAAGCUCCGCGAGGAGAAUGGAGACUUCAUCCAGGAUGUCACGGAGAUGACUCGCCUCCCCAUCAUCCUGAAGACUGACCUGAGCAAGAGCCCGCCAUGCCUGACUGUUCGCUCUGUCAACCCUUACGCCCUGUAAAGGAGUCGAAGGGCGGUUAAUUUCUCCUUCCUUGGGAUAUAUUAUUGCAUGCCUAUCCUGCAGAUUCUUUGGGCGUGUCGGACAUCUUCAAAGUGUUCACAGACACCUACGGACAUAAUUCCUCCUCAGACACGCGGAUCGAACAUAUCAUUAUCGGGAAUUUUCUUCCUGGUAUUCCCCUUUUUUGCACCCGGUAGUCAAUCCUCAGUUGUGCUGCCAUCUAUCCGACGUGUCAUGGGGCGCGUAUACUUAGUGUUUUGUUAUAUGUUGUGCAGCGGUUGUCUGAUUUUGUUAUCCUCUUAUUGAGAGUAUCUGGGUCGUCUCCCGGAGAGAGAAAGUAUUGUUCCCAUCUGAGCUUGUCUCGGUCCCCUUUCCUGGUCCGUUCCCUUUGCUUUUGACAAAAGGUCGGGAUUUGUGGCCCUCGAGAAGAUUGGCGAUUCGAGGGGAAAAUUGAUUAAAGCUUGAUAGUCUUUCCAUUAAUCAGGUAUUUACA